Messenger RNA from Caenorhabditis sp. 36 PRJEB53466, 1906 nucleotides. Lineage: Eukaryota; Metazoa; Nematoda; Chromadorea; Rhabditida; Rhabditidae. The record is from the annotation of a GenBank genome assembly.
AUGGAAGAAGUCCAAGUGGAACCGCUGAUUGUAAAUCUUUCUGACAAUGUAAGUUCCUAUACUGCUUCUUUCUACUUCAAAAAGCAAAGUUUUACAAGAAAAUUUUCGGCAUAACGAAAAAAGUGCGGUUUCUUUAAAAUUUAUCAUUUCCGACUUCCGUUCUGAAAAUUCCUUGAAGAAACUGCAAUAUACAAAUUUUCAAUUUUCGCAGCAAAAAUCGAUGACAUUUCAGGAUGACAGUCUAACGGCUGUUCCAGAAGAUCCUGCCGCCAAUCCAGACGUCAUUCUUCUCGACGAUGAUGACGGCGAUGUAGAAAACGAGGCGACGUCGAACGGAGCAGAAGAAGCGACGACGAACGGAGAAAAUCGAGAAAACGGAACAGAUGCGAAAGCCGAAGAGCAAGUGGAAGACGAGGAAGAGGACAAUCCUUUCGCCGAUGACGAGGAUUCCGAUGAAGACGGUGGAGGUGUUCAGGUUACAAUCAGAAAAGUGGAACCAAUUGAAGUGAGUUUCAAUGUCUUCAACUUCUAUUCAUUCAACGUUCACGUUUCUAGAAACCAGCUGCGCGUCAAGGUAAACUGGACUUGGACUCCACUGUGAUGGUCAACGACAAACCAAUCUACGAUCUCGAUCUGGCACAGAUGGAAGACCGCCCGUGGAGGAAGCCUGGAGCCGACAUCACCGACUACUUCAACUAUGGAUUCACCGAAGAAACGUGGAAUUUGUACUGCGAGCGUCAGAAAAAGCUUCGCGCCGAGUUCUCCAAUAAUCAAACGGCAGCCAACAACGCUCUUUUCUCCAACAUCAAAAUAUCCAAUCCGCUUGCAAAUCCAGUUAUCAAUACUUGUAGGUCAAGGAUUACCAGGAUUUUGUCAACAAUAAAUUUCAGCAUCAAGUGUCGUCAAAGUGCUCACAGACAAUGGAGGAAGAUUCAAGCAGCCAUACAACCCGCCGCCCACGCACCAGGUGCCCACAAACAAUGAGCAGGUCAUUCGGACAGUUAUCACUGGAAGCAGUUCCACAACCACUACAAUCGGAGGCGGAAUGCAGCCGAAUCCUAUCAUGGACUUUACGAAGCCGCCACCGGGAAUGUCGCUUCCACCACCCGGAAUGCAGCCGCCAGCCAUGCUGCCCACGAGUGCUCAAGGUAAAUUUCUAAAUGACGACGACUUACAUUCAAUAGAAUUCAAUCUUUCAGAAGCACCUCCAGGAGUGGAUGGUAUUUCGGAGAGGCCACCAGGCGUCGAAACAGCUCCAGGAGUGACGUCGUCUAUGCCUUCAUCGGGCGGCCUGGAUCUUGGUCUCGGUCUUGGACUACCUCCUCUAGGUUUCAAUCCGAACAUGCCACCGCCCGGAAUGCCGCCUGGAAUGGGCCCAAUGGGUAUGCUAUCGACGAGCAUGCCGCCACCGGGAUUCGGAAUGCCUCCGCCAACGUUCGGGCACUCUAGAGCUGGAUUCGGUCCAGGUCCAAUUGGAAUGGGCGGCCCAACAGUACCGCCGAGAAGUCUAAUGUCUGCUGGACCGUUCCCACAGCUCAGCGACGAUGAUGAGGAGAGAAGAAGCUCGCGGCGGAAGAGGUCGAGAUCGCGUAGUCCAAUUCGUCGUGAUCGUGACCGGGACUCAAGACGCAGAGGGGAGCGCGAGAGUGAUCGAACGUCGUCAAGAAGACAUCGGAGUCGGAGCACUUCUAGAGACCGCCGGCGCCGUCGUGACGACCGCGACCAGGAGAAGCGACGAGAGCGCAGAGACGACGACGAUCGAAAGAAGAAGAGUAGCCGUCGCGGAGACGACGAUGAUGAUCGCCGCGAGAGCAGCAGCAAGAAAGAGAAGAGCUCUAGAUCUCGAGCAGAAGACGAGGAUAUCACGGGUGCCAACACGGUUGAACAGGAUCCAGUUGUCGAAUGA